Messenger RNA from Xenia sp. Carnegie-2017, 516 nucleotides. RefSeq lists its product as uncharacterized. The transcript has 4 exons. The record is from RefSeq and is a predicted model, not a curated record. The coding region runs from base 3 to 395 and encodes 130 amino acids. NCBI's taxonomy places the organism in Eukaryota, Metazoa, Cnidaria, Anthozoa, Malacalcyonacea, Xeniidae.
UAAUGUGCACAGUUCAAAAUGUGAGAGCUGAUGAUGACUUAAUACAGAUGGAGAGGAAAACACGCAGCGUUGUGGGUGUUGCAUACGUUGUCAAGUCCCUUUCUAGCGAUAUUACUUAUUUGUCUGCCAAGACGACAUGUAAAGCUGAUGGAAAACAAUUGUGUCCUUCUUUUGUCAUUUGUCGAGAUGGUAAAUAUCCAGUUGGACCAGUAAGGUUUGGUGAUCAUUGGACUCCUGUUAAAGACGCAUAUAACCAAUGGCUUCAAAUUGGCAAUAAUGGUCCUCAUAAGACAUGCAUACUCCAUUCUUCAGUAGGAUAUCUUCCUUCAUGGGGAACUCAAACAUCACGAUAUGCAUUUAAGGGAUAUGUAUACUGCUGUACUCCUCUCCUGUAAAAUAAAAAAGUUGAUGCUUAUUUUCUAUGAAAUUUCUUUCGUUAUACUUUAUAUAGUUGUAUCUCAUUUUGUGCACUGGUAGUGUUUAAAAUAAAUUCUAAUGUUUUUUUUCUCUCUUCAA